Cryptomeria japonica (Japanese cedar) is the source of this 861-nucleotide messenger RNA. Its product is annotated as receptor kinase-like protein Xa21. Gene Ontology annotation, biological process: protein phosphorylation. The transcript has a single exon. NCBI's taxonomy places the organism in Eukaryota, Viridiplantae, Streptophyta, Pinopsida, Cupressales, Cupressaceae. The record is from RefSeq and is a predicted model, not a curated record. Gene Ontology annotation, molecular function: protein binding; protein kinase activity; ATP binding. The coding region runs from base 1 to 861 and encodes 286 amino acids.
AUGGUAAUGGUCCAAUCUAUAGAUGUGUCUGUCAACAGGUUCUCAGGAAAGAUUCCAGACCUGCUAUCAAGUUGCACAAACUUGCAGUAUUUGAAUCUUUCAUGGAAUUCAUUUGAUGGCCUAAUACCAACAUCACUCACAAGUCUAAAAAAUCUUCAGGCUAUUGAUCUCUCAAGCAACAAUUUGUCAGGUACGAUCCCAAUGGCUUUCCAAGAAAUGAAAAUGCUUCAAUAUAUCUAUCUCUCUUCAAACAACUUAAUAGGAGAAGUUCCGAAGAGAGGAGUUUUUGCAAGAAUUGAUAAGUCAGCAGUUUCUGGAAAUGUUGGCCUCUGUGGUGACUGGAUUAAAUUACAACCAUGCUUUGAUUCCAAAAACAAACAAUUCUUGUUCUCUAAAAAGGUGAUAAUACUAGUUGUGAUUAGCAUUGCAAUCUUCAUCAUGUCUUCUGCAGUGUUCCCAUUUUUUUAUAGGAGGAAUACAAAUCAGAAUAUCCCAAACCUCAACUUUGGGCCUGAAAGGAUUUCACAUGAAGAGCUUGUAUAUGCAACUAGUGGAUUUAGCCAAACCAAUCUAUUAGGAGUUGGUAGUUUUGGAUCUGUUUAUAGAGGGAUUCUCAAAAAUGGUACAAAUAUUGCUAUUAAAGUUCUCAAUUUGCAGGAUGAAAAUGCUAUCGAAAGUUUUGAAAGAGAAUGCAAUGUGCUAAAGAGAGUUAGGCAUCGCAAUGUGAUCAAAAUUAUUUCAGCAUGUUCUAACCUUGAUUUUAGAGCAUUGGUUCUUCCAUUCAUGUCAAAUGGAAAUUUAGAGAGAUGGCUAUAUCCUCAGGGAGGAGAUGAAUGCAGAUUAAAUUUGGCUGACGAUUAA